Talaromyces proteolyticus is the source of this 1539-nucleotide messenger RNA. RefSeq names its product major facilitator superfamily domain-containing protein. Lineage: Eukaryota; Fungi; Ascomycota; Eurotiomycetes; Eurotiales; Trichocomaceae. The record is from RefSeq and is a predicted model, not a curated record. Gene Ontology annotation, molecular function: transmembrane transporter activity. Gene Ontology annotation, biological process: transmembrane transport. The transcript has 6 exons. Bases 1 to 1539 code for a protein of 512 amino acids.
AUGUCUGAGAAAGGAGAAACGGAGGUCUAUCUGGACAGUCCAACGGAGUCCGGCCAUCAGGUCGAUUUGAAGGUCUGUGGAGAUGUUAUUCUUGUCCCUCAACCCAGUGAUGAUGUUCGGGAUCCUUUGAACUGGAGUCAGAGAAAGAAGUACCUGAUUUUAACAAUUCUCACCCUGACGACUUUCAGUGGCCAUGCUACCGGGCUUGCGAAUCAGCUGGGGUUCCCUGCACAAGCUGAGUUGUACCACAAGACCUUGACUGAGAUUUCUUAUACAAUAUCCGCAGAUGUAGCAGGCUUUGCAGCGGGACCACUGCUCAUUAUCCCCUUCACACACGUCUUUGGCCGCUGCUCAGUUUUAUUAUGGGCCACUAUAGCUAGUGCUAGUUUCAGUAUCUGGUCCGCGGUGAUGACCGGUCCGGAUGACUACAUCAAAUUCACCAUCUCACGGUUAUUUGUCGGGAUUUUCGGUUCGACGCCUUUUAUUAUAGGGCCGCAGUUAUUGGUGGAUAUCUUCUUCCUUCAUGAGAGAGGCAGAGUCUUCAAUACCUUUUUUGUGGUUUCGACUCUUGGAACGGUUGUUGGGCCGACACUAGGCGGGUUUAUCGUUGCGCAUGCGCCCUGGCCGUGGCAGUUUUGGUGGACUAUUAUUUUGGAAUGGUUGAUUAUGAUUUUAGUAUUUGUUUUCGUAGAAGAAACGACCUUCACGCGAAAUAAUGGGAGAAAGUACCCUCCCCAACCGACCAAUUUUUUCCAAAAUCGUAUCGCAACCUAUUUCCCAGGAACUGCGGUAGCACACGGAGGAGGGCUGAAGGAAGCAGCUCGCUCGGCGAAGAACCAGUUUCUCAUCGGAUUGUCACCGGUCACUAUGUUGGUGGGAACUUAUAUGAUUGGAAUGUGUGGGUGGUUUGUAGCUAUCAAUACCCUGCUUGGUGUCUUUAUUCAGGGUUCUGUCGAGGAUGGAGGAUAUGGCUUCGAUUCUCAGCAGAGUGCCGCCUUUUCCAUCACCCUUUGGGUUGGUCUGCUGGUAGCCCAAGUAUGGGGCUACUUUGUCAAUGAUCGGAUCCCGCUCCGAUUCUCCAAGAGAGCCUCUGGGGUCUGGAAGCCCGAAUACCGACUUCACUCACUCUGGGUCCCGUCAUUGAUAGUCAUGCCCAUCGGACUGGGCAUGUUCGGUGCUGCUUUGCAGUAUCAUCUGCACUACAUGGUCCUCGCCACCGGGGCCUUCUUAGUGACGGCUGCGUCCAACGCAGCAGUGCCUGUUUCUCUCAACUACCUGGUUGAAUGCUUCAUGAGCCACCCGAUUGAGUUGAACUGCGUAACAGGUCUGUAUCGCCUAGGCCUCGGCCUCGGCAUCCCGUUUUUCAUCAAUGCUUGGGUUGCCAAGGUUGGCGUUGGCUGGGUGUUUGGCAUGAUGGCGUUUUUUACUCUGGCAGAGUUUCUGUUGAUUGUGGUGCUGAUGCUGCGUGGGCAUGAGCUGCGGCAGAUCAGUUUUGGAAAGCUGAAUAGAGAUGAGGAGGGAGUUCAGGUUGUUAAGUGA